This is a messenger RNA of Vicia villosa (hairy vetch), 792 nucleotides long. RefSeq names its product probable glycosyltransferase At5g03795. The transcript has 2 exons. Bases 1 to 792 code for a protein of 263 amino acids. Gene Ontology annotation, molecular function: glycosyltransferase activity. The record is from RefSeq and is a predicted model, not a curated record. NCBI's taxonomy places the organism in Eukaryota, Viridiplantae, Streptophyta, Magnoliopsida, Fabales, Fabaceae.
AUGGAAGAGAAACUCAAAGUGUAUGUAUACAGAGAAGGUGCUAGACCGAUACUGCAUUCACCAUUUCUCACAGGAAUCUAUGCUUCUGAAGGAUGGUUCAUGAAGCUGAUGGAAGCUAAUAAAAGAUUUGCUCCAUCAGAAACAAAGUUGCGUUUGGCAACCUGCAUAAGGUCCCUCUGCAACGCCGAUGUAAAAGAAGGAUUUUUCUUCGGCAAAGACGCGUCUCUACCAGAAACAUACGUCCGAAACGCUCAAAACCCAACAUGGGAUCUCGGCGGCAACACAUUUUCAAAGAAGACAACACUAGCCUUCUUCGCAGGGAGCAUGCACGGUUACGUGAGGCCGAUUCUGCUAAAGCACUGGGAAAACAAAGAUCCCGACAUGAAAAUCUUCGGAAAGUUGCCAAAAUCUAAAGGAAACAGCAACCACAUCCACUACAUGAAGAGUAGCAAGUACUGCAUUUGUGCAAGAGGGUAUGAAGUAAAUAGUCCACGAGUCGUGGAAGCUAUUUUCUACGAAUGUGUUCCGGUUAUCAUAUCGGAUAACUUUGUGCCGCCGUUUUUCGAGGUUUUGAAUUGGGAAUCAUUUAGUGUUGUGGUUUUGGAGAAGGAUAUUCCGAAUUUGAAAAAUAUACUGGUUUCGAUUCCGGAAAAGAGGUAUCUUAGAUUGCUUAUGAGGGUGAAAAAGGUGCAGAAGCUUUUUCUGUGGCACAAGAAUCCUGUCAAAUAUGAUAUAUUUCAUAUGAUACUUCACUCUAUUUGGUACAAUAGAGUCUUCUCUGCCAUUAGCUAG